AUGUUCAUUCCCCAUUUCGCUAUGGCUUCCAAUGUGUUUGCCAAUUUUGUCAUUUGGACGAGUUUGGGCAGAAACAAAAGCUCCCCAUUUGGGGCGAAUGUUCUGCGAAGCUCCUUGUCAGCCAUGACAACUGAUUUUGCAUGGGACAAUGACAUGAAGAAAGAUUCCGAAACAUUGAAACCGUCACGGGCAAGAUUCUCGACUGGCCUCACGAUUGAUUCCCAUAGAAGCUUUCCAGCCCGUCAAGCUGUUCCGGCACAGCUAUCGACAGAGGACCAGUUUUCCACUUCGAAAGGUCCCGAACAAGCAUUUCCUCUGAAAAUCAACAUAAGCCCUCCUCCACCAAGGCCAUUGAAGGACGGGCUAACGACCCCCAGACAGAGUGCGGCCCCCACAGCAGCAUCAACGGCAUGGCCUCCUCUAGCCACAAUUCCAUGGCGGGCUAUGACCUUCUGCCCUUUACGAGCAAGAGCAAUUUUCGGGUUUGAUACCAAGAACUCGAGUAAGAAGAAAAUGGCAAAACUGAGCCCCAAAGGUAGAGAUGCUAAAACGGAGAAAAUUUGA
Striga asiatica is the source of this 564-nucleotide messenger RNA. Lineage: Eukaryota; Viridiplantae; Streptophyta; Magnoliopsida; Lamiales; Orobanchaceae. The record is from the annotation of a GenBank genome assembly.